CUUCGAAAGAGGCAAGUCGGGCCUCGAAGUCAUGCAAUGCGGCGUCUCAAAUGGCUUGCUUGCAAGCGAGACUCCGGCGCCAUGGGCUGAUCCGACGUUGAACCGGCAUAUUCUGCUACAAGUUGAAGAGGACAUCCGGCCUCCUCCUGGUCUUGUUCUUUCUGCUCAAACAUUCGUCUUUCAGCACCGUGACUUUUUUGAAAGCUUUUGCUUUCGUCCUCUCGUUUUCAUUUUGUCACUCCUUUUGUAGAUCUUGUUAUGCGGUCGCUUCUUUAUGCCGCGGCAUUCUUGCCGCUGCAGACUCUCGCCUGGUUUGGCAAAGCAUCAGAUAUCGACGAAAUCGUGGUGGUGACCACAACCAGAACGAUCACUGUGUGUCCGAUUACAGAAGCAUGGACUUGCGGGCCCGACUAUCCUACAGCUCCAUGGCAAGACUGGACGGGCACACCGACAAGCACGGGGUCAGAGGUGUCACCAACUAGCAAGGGAAAUGGUAACGGCGGACACAAUCAUUCUGGAAGCCCCAGCUCAUCAUCUCCCACGGGCCAUCAUUCCUCAGGGCCGCACUCAUCUGUCCAGGCAACCUGGACUUCUUCAUCUAGCCCUGCUGGCAGCCCGAGCUCAUCAGGCCCAUACGUAGGCCCCAGCUCAUCGACCUCACACGGUGGACCAAGCUCGUCAGGCCCGUAUGGAAGCCCGAGUUCCUCCAGCCCUGCUGGCAGCCCGACUUCGACCAGUGACUAUGGCACCCCAACCUCUUCGUCGUCUGCGCCGGGUGACAGUUCGAGCUCAACCGAUCCUCCCGCAGGAGGCUCGAGCACAACCAGCCCAUCCGCAAGCUCGACUUCGACAGAUCCCCCAGUUGAUCCUCCGACUUCCAGCUCAACCACAAGCGGUCUCCCUGUUGAUCCCGCGACGACGUCCAGCUCUGCUAGUUCGACUUCGAGCGAUCCUCCAGUUGAUCCUCCGACGACAUCCAGCUCGGCAACCUCGACCUCGAGUGAUCCUCCAGUUGACCCGCCGACAACCUCUAGCUCGGUGACCUCUACUACGAGCGACCUCCCUGUUGAUCCCGCGACAACAUCCAGCUCUGCAAGCACAACCUCGAGCGAUCCCCCAGUUGGUCCCGGAACGACGUCGUCCACCACCAGCUCUGCCGCAGACCCUCCUGCAGGAACGUCGACCAGCACAUCUUCUGGAUCCUCCACCAGCUCUGCAGAUCCCGCUGGUACCUCGACUUCUUCGUCCAGCUCUACAAGCAGCGAUCCUCCUACAAGCUCCACGUCUUCGGCAUCGACCACCUCCAGCAGCGCAGAUCCCACUUCUACCACAACCUCUAGCAGUGUUGACCCUGUCACCACGUCGAGCAGCACCACCAUCACCACGACUGCAACUCUUACAAGCACCACCAGCCGCAGCGCCACCACUACUUCGUCUUCUACGUGCGCGCCGUCUCAGACGCUCUCUGCUCUGCCUGAACAAACUAGCUGCCCAGAUAACACAGCAGAUGACCGUAGCCAGUGGUGUGGCAAAUCUGUCAGUGAUGAUACCCUGGUGCCGUACUCGUCCGGACAAACCAAGUCUUUCACCUUGACCAUCACGGAUGCCGACAUCGACUUUGAUGGAACUGUCAGACCGGCGUUUGCGAUCAACGGUGGCACCCCUGGUCCUGCCAUCGAGGUCAACUGGGGAGACGAGGUCGUGAUUACUGUUAUCAACCUACUGACCGACAACGCCACCACUAUCCAUUGGCACGGUAUUCGCCAGUUUGGCACCAACGACCAAGACGGUGUUCCUGGCGUCACCGAAUGCGCCAUCCCGCCUAACGGUGGCCAACGUACCUACACAUGGAUCGCAUCGACCUAUGGAACCGGUUGGUACCACUCUCACACCCUGUCUCAAUACGGUGGAGGUAUCCGAGGACCGAUCAUCAUCCACGGACCUGCGACGGCCGAAUAUGAUUACGACAUGGGCCAUGUCAUGAUUGACGAAGUCUUCAGCCAGACCAUCUUCCAGAUGGCGUGGAACAUUGCCCGACUCCGAGGACCUCUUCCUGCCGCCGUCAACUACAUGGUCAACGGUCAGAACAAGUCUCCAGAUGGAACCGCCGGCAAGGCCACCGAAUGGACGGUCGAGCCGGGCAAGAAGCAUCUGUUCCGCAUCAUUAACAGCUCGGCCCAGUCUUCCUUCAUUGUGCACUUCGACUACCACCAGAUGACCGUCAUCAGCUCCGACUACACUCCUAUCGUGCCAUACACGACCACCAGCCUUUACGUCAACCCUGGACAGAGAUACAACGUCAUUGUCGAGAUGGACCAGACUCCUGGAGCAUACUACAUGCGCGCAAUCACCCAGACCGGCUGCGGUGAGCAGAACGUCAACACUGGUCUCGGCAUUGCCAACCCGGUCUUCACCUACAAGGGCUCCUGCGGCACCCCGACGUCCGAGACUCUCAGCAUCACGCCGGCGUCUGACUGCCGCGAUGAGCCCUUGGCCAGUCUGGUCCCCUUCGUCAGCAAGAACGGCGGCAGCGUCGAUGACUUCUCUGACACGGCGAAGCUUCUGCCCGGUGGCAACGGCGGGUCCCAGGUAUUUGACGGCUAUGGGUCCAUCAUCCGCUGGUACUUUGGCGGGCUGCUCGACCUCAACGGCAACAGCGCGUCCGUGCUGGGCAACCAGACGGUCAGCGUGGACUUUGAGAACCCGACGCUCAAGACCAUGGCGGAGCUGCCGACGCUGUCGUUCAACAGCUCCAAGUACUCAAACGCGGUGGUGCUGGACGGGCCGGCGGGCGACUGGGUGUACUUUGUGAUCCAGAACAACUUCCAGACGUCGCACCCGAUCCACUUGCACGGGCACGACUUCUCGGUGCUGGGCCAGGGCAAGGGCGUCUUCACGGCCGACCAGGUGACGUCGCUCAACUUCGCCAACCCGUGCCGCCGCGACACGGCGCUGCUGUACGGCUUCGCGGGACCCGGCGGCGUCGCCCAGAGCGGCUGGACCGUCAUCGGCUUCCAGACCGACAACCCGGGCGCCUGGAUCAUGCAUUGCCACAUCAUCUGGCACGCCGACGGCGGUAUGGGCCUGCAGUACAUCGAGCAGCCCGACGCCAUCAACGCCAACGGCUACUGGACCAGCUCGGGCUUCCAGGACGAGUGCAACGCCUACUCGAGCUACCAGAACGGCGGCGGCGAGGGCAAGCUCACCUACGAGGCCGGCAUCAAGCGAGACCUCGAGCGCCACCGCUACGCCCUCAAGCACAAGGGCAAGCACUAAACGGUCCGUCCCAAUGGGAGUACCCAGCAUAUAUGGCACGCAUGUUGAAAUUUUAAUGGAGGGGGAGGAGGGAGGAUGAAAGACGCAGCACAAACACUCAAGAGGAGGAAACGAUGCGAGAGCGAGCAAAUGGGUUCAGCGGUCCAAUGUAUAAAGAACUUUCUUCACUGGUGUGGGAUACAGGCUACAAUUGCACACACUCUCACACACACACAAUGUCAAUGUUAUAUCUAUGCACAGGCUCUUCACACCUGGUAUUCAGCACAAUUUUCCUAUUUUGUGUUAUUGCUGUUGUUGGCCGCCAUUCUGGGAAAGUGGAUCAAAGCAGUCGGCGCGGUGAGCGGUGAGCAGCGGGCGAACAAUGUCCUCUGUCCUGUAUAUAUCCUAUCCCGCCUUCCCCCGAUUCAAAGAGCUGUGUCUGUCUGUGUGUGAAUUGUAUCCAUCCCGCCGGUUUGGUGCUGUUCUGGGCGCAAGGAACUGAGGGAAAGGGAGGGAGGAACACAACAGACAGGGGAUUCUAUCAUGGUCUGGCAAGCGGCACACUCUAAAAUACGGACCGUCCUGGAGCUUUUUGUGAUAUCUUUGGGGGGCCAGCCUUUUUCUUCGUCCUUUUAUCUGGGGGGGAAAGGUCUAGUUUGUUGACUAAACCAAUCCCUCUCGAUCGACUAGUUAGUUAUAUAUACCAUUCGAAGAUUGUUCUAUCAAGGAUCCCGG
Cladophialophora immunda is the source of this 3990-nucleotide messenger RNA. RefSeq lists its product as uncharacterized. NCBI's taxonomy places the organism in Eukaryota, Fungi, Ascomycota, Eurotiomycetes, Chaetothyriales, Herpotrichiellaceae. The transcript is spliced from 3 exons. Gene Ontology annotation, molecular function: oxidoreductase activity; copper ion binding. The record is from RefSeq and is a predicted model, not a curated record. The coding region runs from base 259 to 3276 and encodes 1005 amino acids.